Molecule: messenger RNA, 1410 nt
Organism: Clunio marinus
Lineage: Eukaryota; Metazoa; Arthropoda; Insecta; Diptera; Chironomidae
Source: the annotation of a GenBank genome assembly
AUGAAUGCAGACAAUUCCCCAACAAGUAGCGAUUCGUCAGACUACGCUGAACUCGCAUCAUUGGGAGAACUACAAGCAAAACUAGAAGAAUGCGAAAGCGAUGAUAAGAUUUCACAAACACCACAAGUUUCUUCUUCAUCUUCGUCUUUAAAACGUGCAAAAAAAAUUAAUGAUGAUUGCUCAGUGCCUAAAAAGACGAAAAGAUUGCAGCAACAAGCAGCAGUAAAAGCUCCAACUCGUGUAGCAACACCAGAUACAGUCAAGAGUGUGCCAAGAAAAAUGGGCCAACCUAAGAUCUUGAAUACAAUUGCUUCUAAUUCUGAAGACGAGUCAUUGCAUUCAACUCCUAAUAAGAAGCAAAAACAUUCAAAUUCCAGCGAUAUGCAAUCGUCUAAAGCACAGUCACAGGAUAGUCAUGAAGUUGAGGAAAUCUCAACAGAAAAUGAAAAUCCUGAAGCUCAGGAACAUUUGUCUGAUAAUUUUCUAUCAAUUCAACCUGAUAAUGAAUCUCAUCAUAAUCUUUCUGGUUCAAAGAAAGAUGACAUCGAUGGGGAAAGCAGACAACUGGAAUUGAUUUCUGAGGAAACUGAAUCGUUGUCUGAAGAUGAAGUUGAAGCUAGUGAAACAUUUGAUCAAACCAAUACCAAGAAAUCUAAUAAUUUGCAAAUAUCUUCAAGUGAAGAUGAAGAAGACGAUCGCAUUGAAAUGGACUCUGGCAUUACUGAUGGCUUUUUAUACGAUCCCAAUGAAACCGGCACUCAUGGUUACAAAUUGAGAGUUCGAAGACUCGCACGUGCCUGGUGGGACCACAGCACCGAUCAACCACACUAUUACAGAUGCAAGAUUCCGAAAGUCAAGCGAUUGGAACGAGAACAAGAAGCAAUGAAGAAUUUAAAAAAAGCCCACAUUUCUUCAACAGCUUUCAAGAAACUUAGAGGAUACUCGCCACCACUGUUUGCCUCGAAGGUCGACAUAUGGAAUGAAGUUAAAGACGUUAAGAUAGAACGAAAGCCUUUACUUCAUCAUCAAUUCUCAAAAUUCAUUAAACAAAUUGCUGGACGAGAAGAAACGGAAUAUUUGGACGACUCACAAGUUUUGAAUGGAAGUGAUUCAAUUGAAGAUUUGACAUUUAACUUCGUCGAAGAUGGAGUUUCUCAUGCCUGCAUCAACGAUACUAGUUACUAUCUUAAAAUACAUGCGAACAAAUAUAAAUCGGAGGCACAAAUCAACGAAAAUUGUUCAAUGAGCUUGUUCUUGUUGAAAAGCGAAGUCAAUUUACAUGUCAAUGGUGAAUUAUUGAAACUGAAACCUUUCCAACAUUUCUUCUUAAAAUCUGGUGACACUUAUGCAAUUAAUAACGUUUCCAAUGAAACUGCAGUCAUUCAUGUGAGUGCCAGUGACGGAUUAUAA